ACCCGAACCUUCCCCUCCGCUUCACCCAACUCGCUCGCGCCCCUCUUCCUCUGUCUCCCUCCCUCCACACCAGAAGCAUCAAGCAAUCGCACCACCAAGCUUUGCUCAAAACUCGCCGAGAAUGGCGGCUUCAGCACCCUGCUGCUUCUUCUUCGACGCGGAGCCGCUCGGCGAGCCCGGCAUGCCGGCGCUGGACGCGUGCGCGCUCUGCACCAAGCCACUGGCGCGCGACAGCGACAUAUUCAUGUACAGAGGGGACACGCCCUUCUGCAGCGAGGAGUGCCGCGACGAGCAGAUGCAGCUCGACGCUAUCUGCUCCAGGCAGGCCGCCCGGAGGCAGCAGCGGUUCUCGUCGGGCUCGGAUGCCCGGCGCUGGCAUCAAGAGUCCGGGAAGGUGCCCGUCGCCAGCUAGCCGGCAAUUAAAGCCUGCUCGUAACCCAGUAGAGUAGAGCUUGGCUUGAAUCGACGGCAUCCGAAGAAUCGCCGAUCUGGCUAGGCAAAGGCGCUUGCUGUCUCCGGUUUGUAUCUCGCCUGAACCGGAGAAGUAGUGAAGGAUCUGAGAAAGUUCAUGUGCUGAGGCUCCGGCCAUCUGUGUCGCCCACUGGACGCAUCCUUUUCAUGGCUCCUUUUUGCCUCUCCGUGCGUGUUUGCUUCAGGCUUUUGAGCCGCGGUUGGCGGCCAGCCACCAUCUGUAAAUCCCUAUUUCAACACGAAUCUUCCCCAAA
Molecule: messenger RNA, 725 nt
Organism: Hordeum vulgare subsp. vulgare (domesticated barley)
Lineage: Eukaryota; Viridiplantae; Streptophyta; Magnoliopsida; Poales; Poaceae
Product: FCS-Like Zinc finger 2-like
Exons: 1
Coding region: 122-412 (96 amino acids)
Source: RefSeq, a predicted model, not a curated record